Messenger RNA from Haliotis rufescens (red abalone), 4420 nucleotides. RefSeq names its product torsin-1A-like. Lineage: Eukaryota; Metazoa; Mollusca; Gastropoda; Lepetellida; Haliotidae. The record is from RefSeq and is a predicted model, not a curated record. The transcript is spliced from 5 exons. Bases 1865 to 2857 code for a protein of 330 amino acids. Gene Ontology annotation, molecular function: ATP hydrolysis activity; ATP binding.
GCACCAGACCCUGGAGAUGAUGUCACUAGAUCCUGAAGGGGGCACCAGACCCUGGAGAUGAUGUCACUAGAUCCUGAAGAGGGCACCAGACCCUGGAGAUAAUGUCACUAGAUCCUGAAGAAGGCACCAGACCCUGGAGAAUGUCACUAGAUCCUCAAUAGGGCACCAGACGCUGGAGAUGAUGUCACUAGAUCCUCAAGAGGGCACCACACCCUGGAGAUGAUGUCACUAGAUCCUGAAGUGAGCAAAAGAGCCUGGAGGUGGUGUCACAAGGUCCUGAAGAGGGCACCAGACCCUAGAGAUGAUGUCACUAGAUCCUGAAGGAAGCACAAGAGCCUUGAGAUGAUGUCACUAGAUCCUGAAGAGGGCACCAGACCCUAGAGAUUAUGUCACUAGAUCCUGAAGAGGGCACCAGACCCUGGAGAUGAUGUCACUAGAUCCUGAAGAGGGCACCAGACCCAAGAGAUGAUGUCACUAGAUCCUGAAGAGGGCACCAGACCCUAGAGAUGAUGUCACUAGAUCCCGAAGGAAGCACAAGAGCCUUGAGAUGAUGUCACUAGAUCCUGAAGAGGGCACCAGACCCUAGAGAUGAUGUCACUAGAUCCUGAAGAGGUCACCACACCCUAGAGAUGAUGUCACUAAAUCCUGAAGAGGGCACCAGAGCCUUGAGAUGGUGUCACUAGAUCCUGAAGAGGGCAACAGCGCCUGGAGAUGGUGUCACUAGAUCCUGAAGAGGGCACUAGACCCUAGAGAUGAUGUCACUAGAUCUUGAAGAGGGCACCAGAGCCUUGAGAUGGUGUCACUAGAUCCUGAAGAGGGCACCACACCCUGGAGAUGAUGUCACUAGAUCCUGAAGAGGGCACCAGAGCCUUAAGAUGGUGUCACUAGAUCCUGAAGAGGGCACCAGAGCCUUGAGAUGGUGUCACUAGAUCCUGAAGAGGGCAACAGAACGUGGAGAUGAGGUCACACGCAAGUUAUUGUGGAUGUGUCUCAAACAGUGGUAAUCUUAACAGUGCAACAGCUGUGUGACUUGGGUGUGGAGCAUUAUUACGGUUAACUUCCUGAAGUUGUCAUGGGUAAAUCAUUGCUGACUUAGAUUAAUACUCUACUUAUUCUCUCACUCAUGAAUCAUAUUUAUUUCAGUGGAGGAAGGCCUUCGGUCCAUGUUAAUGUGCAUAUCAUGGGAAUAUUUGGUCUUACUGUCAAACCACGACUUUGAAAAUAGAUCUGAACAGGUAAAUAUCCCAUGCUGGCAAAUAUUGCUGGCGAUUUUAAGACAAAUAAUCUAAAUUGACUGUUUCACUGGAUUACCUGAAAAAUGAUAAUAAUUAUUUGCUUGUCCUUUAAAAAAUGAAAUAAAAUAUCUCGAAGCAGUGUCAAAAAAAUGUCAAUCUCUUCCAAAAGAGGGAUAAACCUACAUAUAUAUCAUGAUUGCCAGUACACCCUGGGCAGUCAGAGCGGUGCAUGGGGGUUUGCAGUGCUAUUUGAAAGAGGGAGUGCACUUAAAAUAUAUAAUAUAAAUGAAAAUAAUUCGGAACCAAAUUGAGUUUGUUGGCCAGAAGAAAGUCAGUGUAUUGUUAUUUUGUCACCAGAUGAUUUAGUUAAAUGCUUUUCACACGCCAACAUGACAAUUAUGCCUGAAAAAGGGGGGGACGCACCACUUCAUUGACACACACGCCUCCCUAAUCUGGAUCCGCGAACGCUUGUCAACAAAAGUCAACACCAUACAUUCGAUCUGACCUGUAUUUUCCAAUUGAAGGGAGAUAACAAACUUCCGCGUCCAAAGUACACUCUCAUUAAAAAAACACAGUGAAAUACAUUCUCGUUUGAAAUAUGUCCAGUUGACGGACCACCUUAAUCUGGGAUGAAUAUUGUGAUCAUGCAAGGACAAACACUAUUAGCUGCAACAUGUAUUGUUGUCGCCUGUUCUGUACAUUCAGCUGUAUGUGCUAAUCCCUUUGCUGACUUCUUCGAGGUUAUACAACUAACAGCUGAUUACGCCGAAAUAUGCUAUGACUCAGUGAGAACCUACUUUGCUGAAACUUGCCAUGAUCGAUGGAUACACAACAAUCUCACAGGACUGUCAAAUCAUCUUAAUAAGAAGCUAUUUGGCCAACAUCUUGCACUGGAUGCUGUGACCAAUCACAUCCAAAGACACAUCCAGUCUGCUGAACCUGCCCGGGCUCUGGUUCUCUCCUUCCAUGGCAGUAUUGGCACUGGGAAGAGCUACGUGAGCCGCAUUGUAGCAGAACACCUUUAUAGAAAAGGGAUGGAAAGCCAGUUUGUUCAUCUCAUCUCUAUGGCAAGUGAGUUUCCACUUGAAGAAAAGGUGCAAGACUUUAAGGACCAGCUGCGAGCUUAUAUUGAGAGCACCAUCGCCGACUGUCCUCGCUCACUGUUUAUAUUUGACGAGAUGAACAAGAUGCCGCCAGGUAUCAUUGACACCAUCAGGCCCUAUCUCGAGUCCUACAACAAGCUUAGAGGUGUCAACUACCGCAGAGCCAUCUACAUUUUUCUCAGUAACACAGCUGGAAAUGGCAUCGCAGAGUAUGCGUAUCAACAUUGGUGGAAGGGCUACCCCCGGGAGGAUAUCAAACUAGCAGAUGUUAGAGAAAUCAUUAUCCGUACUGCAAUCAGCACAAAAAAUGAACUUUGGCACGGUGAGUUGAUGGACAGGCGCCUGAUAGAAUUCAUCCCCUUCCUACCGCUUGAGAAAUCCCAUGUAAUGAAAUGCGUCAAGGACAACAUGGCUACUAGUGGUCACAAAGUCACCGAUGAGAAAGUUGAAAGUAUUGUGAAAGCCAUCUCAUUCUGGCCUAAGAGUGAGCAGGUUUUCGCUGUAUUUGGAUGCAAAUAAUACACAAAGUGCAUGCUAAAAAAGCUAAAAAAGCUAAAAAAUGUCCUAGCAGCUUCGAAAUACUUAGAAAUAUUACUCAACUGGUUAUGAAGUCAACAGUUUAAUAUAUCAGCAGUCAUAUAUCGUAAAUUGUUGUCACCACCAAAAUUCAAACAUUUUGAGUACAAAUUGGCUCUUUGAAACAAAUCCCGAAACACCUAACAUAUACUCUAGCUUCAAACUAGCACAAACCCUUUACAAUUUUAGACAAAAGUGAAACAACAUUUCUGAGAGAAUUUUCAUACCUCCGACCUAAAAGAGCGGGGGGAUUUUAUAAUACCAAGGAAUUCCGUCCGAACUUCCGAGAACAUUUUUUGUGCUACCUAGAUCUUGAAAAAUACUGAAUAGAUUCUUUGGAAACAUGAACACUUUCUAUACCAAUAGGAGAGGGCGAAUUUUUGUUUCAAUAUUUGGAUUUUCUGCGAAAGUACAGCUUUUUAUUCAUUUUUGGAUACUUUUUGCAAACAUUUGUGCGACCUAUAACUUAAAACCACUUCAUGGGUUCUUUUUCAAUUAGGGAUACUGCUUACAUAGCAAGAGGAGACGCGCAGUGCAAAGUUUAAUUUCGAUAAGUGGAUUAUCUGAGUAAAUAUGGCUUUUUCAUGUUUUGAACUUAGAAAGACUGUUAUACCUCUGACUAAAAGGGCGGGGUAUAUAGUUGUACCAAGGAACUGCGUCCGUCCGUCCCUCUGUCGUUUGGUUUUGCUGAAGAUAAAAAUACUUUGGGCAGGAUAAAUUGUGCGACCUGUUAGUUGAAAACACAGUUGGGAAAACUUUCAAUGUUUAAUAUAUAUCAGCAGUCAUAUAUCGUAAAUUGUUGUCACCACCAAAAUUCAAACAUUUUGAGAACAAAUUGGCUCUUUGAAACAAAUCCCGAAACACCUAACAUAUACUCUAGCUUCAAACUAGCACAAACCCUUUACAAUUUUAGACAAAGUGAAACAACAUUUCUGAGAGAAUUUUCAUACCUCCGACCAUAGCUAUGUUUUCUGAAGAAAAAAAUACUUUGGGCAGGAUAAAUUGUGCGACCUGUUAGUUGAAAACACAGUUGGGAAAACUUUCAAUGUUACUUAGAUGCAGUGCCAAGAUAUGUGUGAAAUGUCAAAUGUUACUCUCUCUUUCAAACGUACCAUUGAACAUAUGUACUGUUGAACAUUCAAAAGUAUUUCAGAGAGUUUUUCUAGACAACCAAUCUACUCCCUCCUUCAGUCGGUUGAUUUUCUGGAAUAACAAAAAUGUUUUUAUUUUUUUUUACUUUUGAAUCAUGCCAUUACUAUAUUAUAUUAUUGUGCUUUUUAAGAGAAACCGGCUCAACAAUAUAUCUCCAAUAUCAAAGUUGUUCUUCAGCUGAUAUUGGAGUCGAGGAGGGGGGCAUUAGUGAGCCCUGCUCCCUUUUUGCCUUGUUUAUCUCGUGACAUUGGCCUUGACCUCAAAUGACAUGAGACAUGAAAGCUACUAUCAGUAUGAGUGUCAUGUUCCCUUGCUAAAUGAUUUCUGAAAUAAAGUUAUUCGUUAUUAAUCAAA